GUAGUGGUUUGCUCUCGCGCUAGUGGUCGUGUGGGAAAACUCGCUGAAGCGGGAAAACUCAUCCACCUCAAGCGGCUGAACCAGAAAGGACGACAGCAGAUUUCAGUUUUGUGUUGACGAUUGGCGCGUGUAGAACGACCACCGUGCUAGCAAACAAACCUGUGGCUCGUUCGUGGACAGCCUUUUAGAGAUUUAUCAUUUGUUGUGCAAAGUGGAAAGACGGGGAAGAAAAGGAAGAAAUUAAAUUCAGAAAUACAGUGUUAAACAACAAAGUGUUUUAAUAAUGGCCACUUGCUCGUUCUCCAUAGGCAAAUGAGCUACUGUUAACCUAUCAUCUCCCUGAUAAACUGCAAACUAAAACAAGUAAACAAACGUGUGAACGCACAUGCACUACAGGUGGUUUGUUCAAUAGGAGGAAAAAACCCGGUUCGAGUAGUUUUUUAUGUCAAUUUUUCAUCACUUUCCUUCACAUAGCCCGUGAAUGAAUGUUGGGGCGGUCUGCGUUGAUCAGUCGAUAGUUUACCAAAGCCUGCUUUAUGAAGCCGUGUCAUCGGAAGCAGUUCGUUUGGUUCGGUAGCUAGACUAAACAAAGUGACGUCGGUAGUCUCCCCUUCAUCCGAGAGUCAAUUUUGGAGAAAAACUCCGCCGCCAUUAUGUGUGUACAUAGCUUCACUGGACGAUUGGUGUGAAGAAUGCUUGCAAGUGUCUGAAAAGCGUGCUAUCGUCACUUGCUGUUGUUGUUGUUAACGCAGUGAGAAGUGAAACUGUGAGCGAGGUGAGAGAUAUGAAGGAAGAGCAAAACGACUAGAAGAGAAAAAAGAGAGUGCCGUAAAGUGUGCUUGAGUGAAGGAAAAUCGACCGACAUUGUGGAAAACGCGCGUAGCGAAGGGAUAAAGCUGGAAAACAAACGUAAAAAUGUAACUUUUACGCGAGUGUGAUUGCUGCGGUACGGAAUUCGGUUUGUUUUUGAUUAGCUUUGUUUUAGUUUUCGGUUCGUGCUCCAUUUCGUACUUCCAGUGGAUAGUUCUGUUCUAUGGUCAGUGGCAUAGGGUGCGAUAGUUCGACAUGGCAUUGAAGAUGUAAGCUUUGCUGGAAGAGCACAAAGACCGUUUGAAAGGGAUAUUAGUGAAAGUAUGUAAACUAUUGUGCGAUAUCGCUUCGUGUGACAAAAAGGCAACAAAACAGAAAAGAUUGUUAAGGGGCUUCCAAAAUUGGUACAGAAAGCAAGCGAUGGGACAGUGAAAAUCCUGCAGACAACGUUUGUACAAGACAAAACUGGCGGUCACAUUUUAAAGGAUAACAUUUUUACUUAGAUGAGAAAUAAAGUACCGACCGGCGCCAUCAUGAAGCUAUCCGAGAGCAAAUCCGACACCUCCAUCAUUGCCAAUCUGUAUAAGUCGAUCAACCACAGCUACCGGCGGUUAUCGAACACGAGCAACGUGCUCCAUCGCAUUCCGGAAAUGGAGAUACCCAACAUGGCGAUCGCCGAUGAGUACGACAUCGAGAAAAUGAUCGCCGAGGGCUGCUUCGCCAAGAUCUACCUGGCGCACCAUCGGCCAACCGGCACGACAGUGGUGCUGAAAGCGAUCCACACCGAGCUCACCAGCCUGAAGGAAUUUGUGCGCGAGUUCCACUACAACUAUCAGCUCAGCCAUCACCCGAACAUCCUCAGCUGCUACCAGGUGAAGUUCCAAACGAAGGAGUACUACGUGUACGCACAGGAGCACGCACCGUUCGGUGAUUUGGCGGCAAACGUGGGGGCCAGUGGACUGCCCGAAAGCAGCUGCAAAAAGAUCGCCGAGCAGCUUAGCUCAGCGCUCGGUUUCAUGCACCUGAAGGGGCUGGUGCACCGUGAUUUGAAGCUAGAGAACGUGCUCGUGUUUACGCCCGACUUUUCGCGCAUCAAGCUGUGCGACUUCGGGACGACGACGCGCGAAGGGGUGCUGGUGAGCAAGAACAACAAAACCUGGACCGCCUUUCUGCCGCCCGAAGUGCUGGAGGUGGUGAAGAACGAGCGGUUUAUCUGCAAGGCAUCGUCCGAUUCGUGGCAGUUCGGGAUCGUGCUGUACGUGUGUUUGACCGGUGCGACACCGUGGAAGUCGGCGGACUGGGUGCGCGACGCAAAGUAUGCCGCGUUCAUGAAGUAUCAAAAGCGCGAGACGACCAAAAUUCCGGACAACUUUAGACGGUUUACGCCCCGUUUGCUUCGUGCCUUCCGACGCAUCUUCGACCACCGGGACGAGGAUCGGGCGAAAGUGACGGACAUCAUGAAGUACAUGAAGAACCGCUGGAUGGACGGCAAGAUUGCGGUGUCGAAGUCGGCUUCCAACAUUGCCAGCGUGGGCCAGCAGUACCAACAGCAGCACCAUCAGCACACCAACUCCGAUCAGGACUCGGUGAAGUACAUCAACCAUCGCGAAAGCCGCAACUCGUUCGAUGAGCUUCGGGCACGGCGCAUGACCAGCGUUGGAGCACUGACGCCGGACUCGGUGCCGGGCUCGAUGAACCUGGCCGGCCCCGAUCACCAGGAUGCGAUCAAAAGCAAGGUGUGGGACUGGUUGGAGUCGAACGAUCUGAAUGCCAGUGGUAGUGCAGAUGAUCUUACAUUCUGGAGCACCAAGGAUACGAAAACGUUGCAGCUGCAGCACCACCAACACCAGCAACAACAGCAGCGGCGCCAGAGCGUAGGAGGCCAUCAGCUGCAGCAGCAUCAGCAGGAUCUGAUCAGCUUCAGCGAAACGCACAGCACCAUGACCUCCACGAGCAUCGUCCGCGAAACGAGGACCAUCACCAGCAGUGGUGCAAAAAUGUUCAAAUGAAAACCCCUCUAACCUCAAAUUCCACCUAGUGUGAAUGCGUGAACCGACAGUACACAAGUGAGAACAAUACUCCUCAGAAACUCUUCUUACCCAAUACACAUCAAAUCGGAGCACCGAACGUGGCCUGGCGUUCCAGCGCAGCGUUCGUUUUUUUUUUUCGGUAGAGUAACUAGCUAGUACAUGUGAUUAUAUUAAUUAUGUGUGUGAUAAUUGCCAAAUGUGAAAAGAAUACCUGUAGUGUGUAAUGUCAGUCGAGCUCCCGAUGCCCACAGGGUUUCACCGAACGCCCAUCAGGUUACGUAAUUUGUGGUAAAGUUGUGACUCCAUUUCGUAGAAAAACAUUUAUGCGUGGCCCUUUGAAAAUUGAAAUCCAAUAGGAAACUUCAAAGGUUUUCGGAGCGAGUCGAUGGAGUUGUACGGUUUAGGGCAAACAACAUGGUACCGAUUUUGUAAAUGUGUGCACAAGAAUUGAUAGUCUCGAGAGAUAGAGAAAGAGAUAGAGGGAGAGAGAGAGAAAUAUAUAUAUGUGAGACGCGUUUAAAACAGAGAAACAAACAGGGAGAAGUUAGCCAUUAAAUGUGUUAUCUUUAGUGAACGUGAUACAGUAUAAACGAGGGUAUUUAUACAUAUAUACACAUAUUCAGAUAUACUGAGCUGUGUAUACAUACAUAUUUAUGAUACUACUUUUAGAACCAACCAACAAAACACGGGAGUUCGUAGCCGAUCGAGAAGGGGAAACCAAACUGCUCACAGGAGUAUUAAUUGCUUUCCAAGUAAGUGUUACCUUGUUUGUACUUCGUAGAGUGUUGUAGCGAAACUAGUGUUUACGAGAAGAAAAAAGAAAGAAGAAACCCAUAGAAUGUACUCAAAACUAACCGAAGCGAAUGCAAACCGCAAAGCAUAGCGAAGCGCAUGCAAUGAAAUAUAAGCUAAGCAUAUAUAUAUAUAUAUAUAUAUAU
This is a messenger RNA of Anopheles stephensi (Asian malaria mosquito), 3778 nucleotides long. RefSeq names its product serine/threonine-protein kinase meng-po (gene meng). Gene Ontology annotation, molecular function: ATP binding; protein serine/threonine kinase activity. Lineage: Eukaryota; Metazoa; Arthropoda; Insecta; Diptera; Culicidae. Gene Ontology annotation, biological process: peptidyl-threonine phosphorylation; peptidyl-serine phosphorylation. The record is from RefSeq and is a predicted model, not a curated record.